GACCCACCUACUGCACUGUAACUUGAACAUCCAGUCCAGUGCAUGUCACCUUCCGCCCGCGAGACGCAGCAGGACGACCAGUAGCAUGAGUAAGUGACAGCCCUUGCAGCAAAGUAAGCACAACGCAACCCCCCACUCGUCAUUGACACUGACAUCGACUUGUGGCGGCCGGUGGCGCUCAGAUCAUCCUUAUCCUUACGUCUUAUUGCUGUACAUGACCUGCCUUGGUCUUCCCGCUUUGCGGGUGGACUGGCUGGCUGGCUGGCUGGUUGACUGGUUGACUACUAGUAGUGACCUGUCAGUGUUGGCUGGAUGGCUGGAUGGCUGGCUGCAGAUGAUCUGCUCUGCGUUCGCCUUGGGGGGCGAUGCAAUGCGCUGCGCUGUGCUUCGGGGCGCUUCGGAGUUGUGGCUGAAUUGGAGGGGUCUAGAUUGGGGGUGUUGGGUUGGUUUUAGAGAUGCUUACUGUAGGGUGCGGUGUGGUGAUGGGUGUUGCUUUGGGGAGUACGGUACAUCUUCUGAGAUGCGGGAAAUUGGGCGGGGAGAUAAUACUCAUUGUAACUACCUAAGCUCUAAGGUCCAGCUCGCGGGUUUCUGGGUCUAAGUAAGUGGGCACUGCCGGGUUUACUGGUUCGAGUCUUUCCGGGCCCGGCUUGUUGGCGGGGUUUGGUUGUUUGGGGGUAUAUGUGGGCUACACGGGGCAAGGAUCAAGAGCGGUGCUAUGA
Molecule: messenger RNA, 722 nt
Organism: Aspergillus brunneoviolaceus CBS 621.78
Lineage: Eukaryota; Fungi; Ascomycota; Eurotiomycetes; Eurotiales; Aspergillaceae
Exons: 2
Coding region: 215-601 (128 amino acids)
Source: RefSeq, a predicted model, not a curated record